AUGAACUCUUAUCCCUCUGAGCUGUUACUUCAGCUUGCACCGCUCAUGUUCGUAGCAGGAUUAGAGGCAUUCCCUCAUCCACACCAUCACCAAUCUUCAUCUACUCAUACUCCUGAUGCUCAAGUGAACGGCGACCCCACUGCUACUCCUGCUCCUACUGGUGUACAGGAUGACACAGAAGCAGAGUUUACACUUCUUGCUCAUAGACUGAGGAAGACUCUGGGCGCACAUAGGAAGCCUACAAUAUGGGAUCCUGACAGAGGGAAAGAGUUCGACGUUCUCUCAGUAGACAAGAACGUCCGUUUCCCACCACGAAAGAUCCUCCCUUCCCCGACAUCACCAGACCAGCCCGCGCACUCCCCUCUCUCCCCGCUCACUCCUACGUCCCCACUCUAUCCAGACGGGCUCAUCGCCCCCAUUUGGCUGAGGAAGCAUACGACGCUCGUUCCCUCCGUCUUUGUCCUUUUCCUGCGAUUACCCGGGGCGCUCAGCACGGGGGCGGAGGAAGAGCUGAAAGAGAGAGACGCCGAGUUGGCACGGGAGAUCGCGGAUAGGAAACGGACUACCGCAGAAAGAGGUGUGAAGCUUACAGUCGUCCUCCUCGCCACGCGGGCGAUGCUCGAAGACAAAUCCCUCGACUUACGGCUCAGUGCUCUCCGCCGCUCUGCUUCCCUAGACUCUAGGGCAGCGUUGUUCGUCCUCUCCCCUGUCCACCCUUCAGAGUUGCAGGAAUUUGUCGCCUCCCUCCGGAACGCGCUGCACCCUGUAGGACAGGCGUACUACGCAAACCAUUCAAAGAGCACGAGGAGGAAGAGGUCGAGGCCGCAUCCGGGAGGGGUGGGAGUUGGAGGGCCUGGGGCUGGGGGUGCGGGUGCGGGUGGGGGGACGGGUGGGGGUGCGGGUGGGGGUGGGGGGAGACCGUUGAGGCCUGAAGGGUGGGCGGUGAGGUAUGAGUAUAAGAUGGGAGUGUGGGCUGAGUUUAGGGGCGAGUGGGAGUUGGCUAGGAAGCACUUUGAAGACUGCUGGUCGGCGCUAUUGGACAUGUUUAGUUCUACUGCUAUCCUUCCCCCUAGGACAAAACGGUGGGCCGAAGCCAAAGUGCUAGCCGAUACCGUGUCGUUCAAGAUCGUCAAAUUCCACCUCUACCAAUCAACGCCACACGCCGCCGUGCGCCAAUUUCGCGCCCACCUCUCCCGGUUCACCGAGCUCUCCCGCGGGUGGGGGAUGGGGGAGGAGACGUCCGACUUCUGGGGCUGGGCAGCACGUCAAUACCGGCUCUUUUCCGAAUUGCUCGAAGCCGGGCUCGGGAGCCCCGUUCCCUUGCACUUACCCUCCCUUGCACCUCUUUCCCCAGGGCAGCAGUACCCCCCCGUACAAGGACAGGGACAGGGACAGGGACUCCCCCUCCCUCCCCCUGGGCAGAACCCGGCCGACGCACUAGUAGGACCAGGGUACUGGUACCUCUGCGCAGCGGAAUGCACGCGCGAGCGCCGAGCGCGCUACCUCUCGCUCCUACAGCUGCAGCUCCAUUUGCCGGAAGGCGCCGGCCCCGGGGCGGGGGCGGGGAACGAAGCGAAAGUGGACUAUCAGGCGGUGAUACGGGAGAUGUACACUAAGGCUUAUGAGCUGUUCAAGAGGCGUGGACAGCCCGGUGUUGGGGCUGGGGGUGCGGCUGGGAAUGGGAACGCGGUCGGGAGUGGGAAUGGGAAUGGGAAUGGGACGGGGGAACUAACAAGACUCCCGUUUUAUGUUGCUUUUCGCGUUGCGGAAGCCUACUUUGAUGCGGGGGAAUGGGAUACUGCUGUCCGGUUCUUCGAACGCACCGCCAAACUGUACAGGCGCGAACACUGGACUUCCCUCCUACUCCCCAUCCUGCGCAUGUGGCACGCAUGUACGAAACACCUGACGGACAUGGGCGCUGUCGUUAGGCUCUGUUUGGAGCUGAUGGCUGCUGGGGAAGAAGGGUUGGAGGAGGAGCUCUUGGCUGUGCUUGGGACGACGCAGCCGGAGGGGGAGGUGGUAUUAGGGCAGGAGGGAGCGAUAUUGACAGCCUCGACUGUCUUUUGGCAAAAAGAGGGCUAUACUGGGGAUACGGUCGUUUUUCAGGUUCAUGUUACCCCUUCUUCCUCGCAGGAUCUUUCCCUCCUCCCCAUGUCAAGCAUAAGUAUCGACCUGGGCGAGCUAUCGCUGCUCGUCACCCAUUCUCCUGAGGGAUCGCAGGAUCCGGAUCCGGACGCGGAUGGGGAGCGGCAGGUCGAAUGUGUAGAUCUGGGGGAGGUGGCUCCCAAGGACGAUGACGAGGACGACCACAAGGAGGGGAGGGCGAACUUGCGUUGGAGGAAGGGGGAAGUGAAGGUUUUUCGUGGGAAGUGGACUGCUGCUGUCCCUGGGGAACUUAGGGUCACCGCCGUCACCCUCUUUAUCAACCAGGGGAACUGGAACAUUGAGCUUCCUGUCAAGCUCGACCCCCCGGACAGGGGAGUCCCGCGCUGGCUCUUACCUCCCUCUGAAAAGAGUUUCCUCUUGAUGUCUGAUGAGUCCCACUCUGUUUGCUCGAUCAUCCCCAAACCGCACGAGCUUCACGUCUCGAUAUCACACCGCGAGCCGGCGUAUAUCAAUGAGCAGUAUCCGAUUACGAUCGAGCUUGCGAACCUGGAGGAGCGGGAGCUGGAAGCUGUGCUUGAUGUAUUGCUCCAGCCGUCGGAGGAUGACGACCGGAAUCAGGUUGCUAUAGACGAACAUGAGUCUUCAGGGUUUAUCAAAGCUGUCUCAUUUGGCGUCCUUAAAGGAGGAGAAGUGGUCACUAAGAUCCUAUGGCUGACAUCGAGCGGCUCGCUCAUGCCUCGCACGCUCGAUCUUUCCGUUCAGACAAGGACCGUCCAGCCUGGGGACGAGUCCCCUAUCUCGUCCACCAACUCCCAUGAAACGCUGCGCACCAUCGUCGUCCCCGUCAUCCAGCCUGUAGCGUGUACGGUCAGCACGGUCUAUCAUCGGCAAGCUCCGGCCAUUAGGCCACUGUCGGAUUCUGACAACUCCGAUUCCCGAGAUCCGUUCGCCUCCAUAGGAGCGAGCUUCUCCGCUACCUUCUCCUGCGUCGGACCCUGGCCGCUUACGAUCGAGAAUGUUCGGUAUGUUCCUGCUGAGCAGCCAUCUGACCGGCUGGGGAUGGUCGCGUGUUCCCUCGAGUACGAGGAAGAGUGGCCCAUCGUCUGGGAGGGCGAUUCCGCCUUCCAGGCAGCGCUCGACUUCUCCAUCGUCGCGUCCCAAGGGAGUGAAUCUGAAGAAGAAAAGGAAAUAGAUGCCCAUGUUCCGGUACCAGGGGGACUAGAGGUCAUUUGGUCAAGACCCCAUCCAACUUCUCCGUCUCCAAUAUCGUGCAUCACCCUAAUUUCGCUACCACCCCUGCUUGCCCCGGCGCAUGCAGUAAUCGGCGUUCUGACACCGCCUUACACCGUAUACAUGCACUCUCCGUUCGCCAUGCGGCUUUCGGUCCAAAAUUACCACACGACACGGUCAGCUGCUGUCUCUGUCCAAGUCGAACCUUCAGAGGCAUUCUCGAUUCCCGGACCUCGGAAAACGCGCUUGACCGCUCUCGGUCCUGGCGCCUCUGUAGACGUUCUCUUCCGGGUGUAUCCUACCGCACUUGGCAUGCAGAAGCUUCCUCCGAUAACCAUUUUGGAGCAACUCCUGUCCCCUGAUCAGCCUGCUGCUGCUGCUGCGGCCAGUGCGCAAUCGCCCGUGAUUGAAUACCGGAGAUCAUACGAGGAGGAAGAGGAAGACUUUUCCGCGGCAACAGCAGCACCUUUGAUGCUGGCCGAUCCUUCCGAUCCUGACCGUGUUGCGCUGGAGCCAUCGGCACAAGGUAUUACUGUACUAGUUCUUCCAUAUUCCCAAUCGCAACCAUAG
Molecule: messenger RNA, 3906 nt
Organism: Dacryopinax primogenitus
Lineage: Eukaryota; Fungi; Basidiomycota; Dacrymycetes; Dacrymycetales; Dacrymycetaceae
Exons: 11
Coding region: 1-3906 (1301 amino acids)
Source: RefSeq, a predicted model, not a curated record